This is a messenger RNA of Colletotrichum costaricense, 1314 nucleotides long. RefSeq lists its product as uncharacterized. Gene Ontology annotation, molecular function: protein binding; zinc ion binding. The record is from RefSeq and is a predicted model, not a curated record. The transcript is spliced from 2 exons. NCBI's taxonomy places the organism in Eukaryota, Fungi, Ascomycota, Sordariomycetes, Glomerellales, Glomerellaceae. Bases 1 to 1314 code for a protein of 437 amino acids.
AUGUCUUCUAUGCCUUCUUCACCACCUUUCGAUUGGAGCUCAGAGAUUUCGAGCGGAGAAAACUCCAGAUCCCAACCACCUGGAGGUGGCGCCAGCUUGCAUGUUGGCGCAGCGGAUGUCCCUCUCAUUCCUGGUCACGUUACUGGCCACGACCCUGGUCACAUCGCUAGUUACAUCACUGAGCCCUUUGAAACCUCGAAUGAAGACCUCCACCGAUUUGAUAACGAUCUCGACUUUAAAGGCACUCAUGGAGGAACGGCUUUGCUAUAUUUCACCCAGCACAGAAGGCCCCAACUUGGAUUUAUCAAGAGCCUCAUCAAAGACGGGGCCUCGCCCACAAAACCAUGCCCCCAGAAGUGCUGCACACCGCUUAUCAAUGUUAUCCAAAGAGCAGACCUCAGUAGAGAAGAAGACAAGAAAGCUAUCAGGUAUCUCGCUCGCAAAGACAUAGCCAACGUCAAUUCAGACGAAUCUCGAUACGGUUCGGCCUUGAACAAGGCAUGUUACGACGGCAAUUUGGCAAUGGUCAGAUUCCUUACUCGGGAGUGCGGCGCAAGCCCAAGUUUUUUCUCAGAAGGUUUGUUCGGCAGUGCCUUGCAGGCCGCAUGCCUAUCCAAGGCGGAUAAGGACGUCAUAUGCGGCAUGAUACAACAUCUCGUACGAGAAGCCAGAGCAGAUAUCAAUGCACAAUGCGGAUUCUUUGGCACGGCGGUUAACAUAGCUUGCCUGCUAAAAUCUAACGAACCUUGGUCGCUUAUCUUAGACGUGUCUAAAGGUCACUCGAAUAUCCCUGAUCCGAUGGGCCGUUUGCCAAUUCACUUCGCAGCCGUCUUCUCAUACCACAGAUACGAGCGCAUUUCCCAGCAGCCUCGAUUGAGGUUCUUGCCUUUGGAUUCCAAAGACAAGACCGGUCGCACUGUUCUACACUGGGCAGCUCAAAGCGGAGAUGUUAAGACCGUCAGCGAUAUUCUCACAUCUGACAAAAUCAAGCUUGAUAUCGACCAACCCGAUAAUGAUGGCUGGACGGCGUUAUGCUGGGCUGCUCGAGGUCUGACAUCAGGAGCAGAACUCGAUGAAAAGUCUUCUCAGGGUCAAACAGAUAUUAUUAAAUACCUUCUCGAGCGCGGCGCCGAUAACACGCCCAUCAUCGGCACAGCAUGGUCCUGUCAGGUUUGUAUGGACUUCAAGCUUUGUUUCAAAUGUUAUUUCAGUCGCGAAAAAAUUCAUCCUGGACCGCAUCAUGAUUUCAAGAAGAGCGAUUCUGUGUUCGGCAAAGACCUCAAGAAGGAAGUCUUGAAGACAUGGAUGAAGUGA